ACUACCAUUGGGCCCAGUGCCCCGCUGAUGGGCCCUACACCAGGGCCGCUGGGCCUUGCAAGUGCCGCAGUGCCGCUGCCAGCGUUGACACAAGGCACGAGCUACCGUACACCGUACAGGACGUUCGACUUGGUCAUGGAGAGGCCGAGUCGACGGUGCUGCGGCAGCUCUUCUCCCUGGGCGAUGUCGGCGCUGCCAAAGGAGUUCGUCCGCAGCACCAAGGCCAACCUCGGCAACACGUACGGCAAGGGCCUCAAGGGCCUCAAGCGCUCCGCCGCGGUCAAGGCCAAGAUUGCGGCGGCCCUGAAGGGCAAGAACCCCACCGCCGAGACCAAGGCCAAGAUGCCCGCGGCCAUGAAGGGACACACCGACAGGAAGGGCAAGAAGGGCACCGCGCGCUCCGCCGAGACCAAGGCCGAGGUCUUGGCCACCAACUCAGAGGGUGCUGGCGCGCGAACGGACGGGCGGCGAAGCGGCCAGGCGCGCGCGUCAGUCACGUUCGUGCGGGGCGAGUAGACAAUGACAAGCACACCAGCUAUAUAGAGGGCAUCCAAUUGUAGUAUGACGAAUGCCAAACCGCAAAGAUUGAGCGAUUAAGGAGUCUGUCUCACUUCUGUCAGUCAACCAGUCAGCAGGGAGCACUGUGCGCACAUAAUAUGUUCUACAAAUAGAUACUUAUUCAAAACAUCCCAUGAUCUCAAUGAUGCCCAGAGAGUCGCGUCCGCGGGCAAGCUUGCUGGUGGUGCAUUUGGCUCGCUCGCUGCGCUUCAGGGGAACCGUCCGCGCGUAAAGAAUACAGAUCACUCCGAUCUAUUCAAAAUAUACUAUGCAUCGCGCAUAGGCCCCUUGGGGAGGUUGCACAAUGGGGGGCCAACCGGUCCCGCGCUUCGCAUCCCUUCAGCCGAUCUUGGCGCUUGCAAAAAAGUAAAGGUGCUGGGCGAGCUGGCUAUUCUUCAACAUAAGAGUCAACGCGUUUCGUUCACCCACCCCACAAAGUGCAUCUGCUUUGACCAGCGUUUUCUCACAGCAAACGCUCUUAAUAAUUAAUGGCGCGCCGCUGGGUGGGGCGUCAGGGCGCGAAUAGUCAGUUACACUUGGUCGCAGCCUUGAAAGCGGGCUGGGGCGCACGCCAGACCCCAAAAACACGCCAGGAGGCACACUUUGGAACAGCAUGUGUAGAUGAGUGGCUAAAAAUGCGGAGGUUGCUGUUGUGCGAAGGAUAGGUGUGGAGGUGAUUGCGGACUUCUGGUCACGGCUAGCUGCGUUUGUGAGUCUGCGUCGGCCUCCGCGCCGCUGGGACCUUGUCCCGAACCAGCACCCAUUCCUAGCGUCAGAUGAUGUUGGAGGGGUUAUCUUGGUAGGGCCAACAGCGGACUCGCCACCGGCCUCACCCUAGCUUGUCAGCUUAGGGACUCGCAAUAAGAGGUAGUCUUAUGACGCCGACCCACGGCUUAGGUGAGCAACGCUAGCGUUUGCGGUGAGCCGGGCCUGGGGUUCCUCCCCUCUCCGGAGGCGAGGAGCAUGGGGGUCAUUCGGGGAUCUCUCCUCGGGUGAGCGUGCGUGUCUCGUACGUUUUUGGGGCCCUGGCUAGUCCACGGCUGUCGUCCCACAUGUAACCUCUAUCAGCUAAAAAUAGCCCGCCCGUGGGCUUUGUACGCGGGUGGUCUUGCGCCACGAUGCCGGAGUUGGGUGCCGGAGUCACAUCAAGGUCGCAAGAUCGAAACCCGUCAGGAACGGUUCGGCUCCGUUACCUGUGUAGGCACUGAGCAUACUUGUGCCGAACUUCCCCGAACGAGCGCCAUCUCGGCCUUCCCAGGUCGCUGCUCUACGGGUGAGGAUGCUGGUGCGGCGGGUUCUGAUGGUUUCCCCGCGAGAGCUAUCCUGCUUUCUAGAAGCCGGUCUGCGAGCCAGUUGGCGCUGAUGCGCCGGGGCAGGAGGAGGCCCCUGAUUAGGGAAUGUGCGUCACCCAGCGCCGAUCUGCGAGCCCGUGUUUCGAGGCGUUACCGUGGCCCAGUAUGGCCGAUGGUUGCAGACAACCCCCCUCCCCCACAUACCUAAAAAGCGCCGCGUCUGAUACAGCGCUGAUUAACCAUAUUGACUGGCCAGAACACUGAGCGCAAGACUUGUAAGGUAGGUAUGGA
Chlamydomonas reinhardtii is the source of this 2141-nucleotide messenger RNA. RefSeq lists its product as uncharacterized. The coding region runs from base 136 to 516 and encodes 126 amino acids. Gene Ontology annotation, molecular function: DNA binding. The transcript has 2 exons. NCBI's taxonomy places the organism in Eukaryota, Viridiplantae, Chlorophyta, Chlorophyceae, Chlamydomonadales, Chlamydomonadaceae. The record is from RefSeq and is a predicted model, not a curated record.